CGAAUUGUAUUCAAUGGUGGGAAGAUGGCCAAGAAGAAGCCGAAUCCUCCCGACGACGGACCCGAUGCCAACGUCUUAACCGAGAUCGAGCGGCCGCCCACGAUUCACUUCUAAACGACUACUUUAAUAAUCCGUGUGUUUAUACACCGGAGGAUUUUAGUAAUCGUUUUCGGAUGAGUCGUCCUCUGUUCUUACGCAUACUCGCCGAUGUUGAACGCGAGGUUCCUUGGUUCAACCAACGGUUUGAUGCGAGAGGCCGACGCGGGUUUAGUAGCGUCCAAAAGUGCACCGCCGCGCUCCGUCAGUUGGCGUACGGGACGGCGUCCGAUAUCUCCGGCGCUCUGCUCUGUCUGUUUUUCUCGGCAAACCCUCGCGGCGCCGGGCGGCGAGCGGCGGCGACGAUGUCCAGAGUCGGAACACCAGGGUCUCCAAACGACGAGCUGGAGGAAGAAGUUAACCAAAUGGCCGAGAAACUUGCAGAUUACCGGGCCGCGGUUUUGGAUAAGCUCAAGACCAAUCUGCCGUCUAUUCUUGCAUCUACCUCACUCGUGGUGGAAAAGAAUGUUGAUGUCGGUUCCCAAUUUCAGCCGGGACCUUCGCAUCCACCUGAUUUAGCAGCUGUUGAAUCUGAAGCAGUAGGUUCCUUGAGGAAACAAGAGCAGGAUGAGGCCGAGAAAUUGCAGCUCCUGAAAGAGAAGUUCUUGAGCAAUGCAAAUGCAGUAUCAAGUGUGUCAAGGAAGAUGAAGGAAAUAACAGAGUGUAUGGAAAAGAUUGAUAAAUUAGAGCCGCAGAAUGGAGUAUUUCACCGUGCUUUCAAAAGAAAAAGGGAGUAAGCUGACCAGAUUCACUUUCUUGUAUGGUAUGAUAUUUGCAAUAAUUGCAAAUAAAUUCAUAUAUUUCUAUGUGCACGCAUAUGCUACAAUUGUCUGCUGCAAUAAUGGGUGCAACACACAAAUGUGGUAUUUUAUGAUCAACAUGAUUUUGGUACACCUUUGAGAGCAGUAAUCUACCACUGGAGAUAUCAUCUUAGAUCCAUAAUAAAAAGCCAAAAGAAAUCCUAUUCUCGACGUACAAUAAGGGCCAACAAUUCCU
Messenger RNA from Cuscuta campestris, 1092 nucleotides. The record is from the annotation of a GenBank genome assembly. Lineage: Eukaryota; Viridiplantae; Streptophyta; Magnoliopsida; Solanales; Convolvulaceae.